Messenger RNA from Heteronotia binoei (common prickly gecko), 3181 nucleotides. RefSeq names its product SEC62 homolog, preprotein translocation factor (gene SEC62). Gene Ontology annotation, biological process: post-translational protein targeting to membrane, translocation. Lineage: Eukaryota; Metazoa; Chordata; Lepidosauria; Squamata; Gekkonidae. The coding region runs from base 203 to 1552 and encodes 449 amino acids. The transcript has 8 exons. Gene Ontology annotation, cellular component: endoplasmic reticulum membrane; endoplasmic reticulum. The record is from RefSeq and is a predicted model, not a curated record.
CUGACUGGCCACUGUUGAGGGGAGUCGAAAAGAUAGCUCGUCCCCAACCCAACUACGGCGGUGCCCAUUUCACAGAAGAAGGGAAUGAAAGUCUCAAUUUCCCCACCAGCUUUUGUGAGGAAAUUCAACAGACACAAAACAAAACGCCGCAGUUCCCUCUUCUUCUUCUUCUUCUUCGCCGCCCCCUCCCCUCAGUUACAUAAUGGCUCGCGCGGCCUCUCGCGAGGUUGCCGCCCCUCCCCCUCUCCAGCCGCUCUCUCUCUCUCCCUCUCUCUCCCCUCCCCCGGCUCAUCCCCACGUCACCGGGAGACCAGACGGGGACAACAUGGCGGAGCGGAGGAGACACAGGAAGCGGAUUCAGGAGGUUGGUGAGCCAUUCAAAGAAGAGAAGGCAGUUGCUAAACAUCUCCGUUUCAAUUGUCCCACCAAAUCCACCAACAUGAUGGGUCACAGAGUUGACUAUUUCAUUGCUUCAAAAGCUGUGGACUGCCUUUUGGAUUCGAAGUGGGCAAAAGCCAAGAAAGGAGAAGAGGCCCUGUUUACAACUCGAGAGUCUGUUGUUGACUAUUGUAACAGGCUUCUAAAGAAACAGUUUUUUCAUCGGGCACUAAAAGUGAUGAAAAUGAAGCCGGACAAGGACAUAAAGAAAGAAAAGGAAAAAGAGAAAGGAAAGACUGAAAGCGGAAAAGAAGAUGAAAAAAAGAGCAAAAAGGAUAGUGGAAAAGAAGAAAAAGCUAAGAAGGAAAAAGAGAAGGAAAAGAAAAAGGAUGGAGAGAAAGAAGAAAGCAAGAAGGAUGAGAGCCCUGGCACCCCUAAGAAGAAGGAAACAAAGAGAAAAUUUAAGCUUGAACCUCAUGAAGAUCAAGUUUUCCUGGAUGGAAAUGAGGUAUAUGUAUGGAUCUAUGACCCCGUUCAUUUCAAAACAUUUGCCAUGGGACUUAUACUUGUGAUUGCUGUUAUAGCGGCAACUCUCUUCCCACUUUGGCCUGCAGAGAUGCGAGUAGGUGUUUAUUAUCUCAGUGUCGGGGCAGGCUGUUUUGUGGCUAGCAUUCUCCUACUGGCUGUUGCCCGUUGCAUCCUGUUCCUUAUCAUCUGGCUGAUAACGGGUGGAAGGCACCACUUCUGGUUCUUGCCAAACCUGACAGCAGACGUUGGCUUCAUCGACUCCUUCAGGCCCCUGUACACGCAUGAAUACAAAGGACCAAAGGCCGACUCAAAGAAAGAAGAGAAGUCCGACUCCAAAAAGCAGCCAAAGUCUGACAGCGACGAGAAAUCGGAUACUGAGAAAAAGGAAGACGAGGACGGUAAAGCAGAUCCACUGGCCAGCUUUGGGUCGGAGGGCCCUGGGGGAGAGCGGCAUUCAGACACAGACAGUGACAGACGGGAGGAUGACCGAUCCCAGCACAGUAGCGGUAAUGGAAAUGAUUUUGAAAUGAUCACAAAAGAGGAACUAGACCAGCAGACGGACGAAGGGGAUUGUGAAGAAGACGACGAUGAAGAGGAGGAGGAGGAAGAGGAGGGAGAACCUGGGCCUUUACACGAACAAUCAUAAUUUAACUGUAGCAUGGACUAAAUAUUGUGCAAGCAGUCGGGUUUUCUUUGUUGGCUGGUACACCAUCUGAUAGCAUUCUUUUCUCUCUUAUUUGCUGACGUACGCAGCUUAGCCAAACAGCUUUAGACUCUAAGGUUUUUUUGUUUUGUUUUACGGAUAAAAGAGAACCCCUGAACCUGGCAUAGUUUGUUUUAAGUAACAUCCAUUUAUAAAAGCUAUCAGUUACCAAUUUGUCAAUAAGUAGAUGUUCUAAUCUCUCUCUCUAGGUGAGGCAUGAAACACAUGAAGGAACAUAAUAAUAGUUGGGAAGAUGGCGUUAAUGCUUUCUGGAACUAAAGGCUUUUAUCCUGAGCAGUAAUUUAAGAAGGUAGUUGUUGAACGACCAAAUUUCAUAUUAUUUCCAGCAGGUCAAUUGAUCGGUAUAUUCAGCAAAGCAGUUGUCAUCUCAUUCUAGUGAUAUUAAUCGUCAUAAAACUGGUAAGACUUUUCUUAGAACUUUUUUUUUUUUUUGGUCUUUUUUGAAGACAGAAGUUAAGAACAACUUGACUGUAGGGUUUAAAGCUUUUCCUUUUCCUUUUAAAACCGUGUGCGACCAGCUUAGGAAAUCCAGACUGUUCUGUCCAUCUGGUUCAGAGCAAAGAACCCCCCAUCUGCAGCAGGGGGAAAGAAAAAGAGCAGCAUCAUUUUGGAGGUUUACGACUGUUGUCUUGACCUGCCCCCAUCAUAAUCCGAGAAGUGUAUUCUGUAUAUAACAUUACAAAUAAAGCGAACCCCUUAUUUUACCCGUUACUUAUUAUUUGGAGGUUUUAUCCACUUUCUGAUUUGUAAAACGAAAAGCCAUUUCAGGACAUGCGUGUGUGAGCGUCUUAGGGGAUAUGCAAGUCAUAAGGACCUGACCGGUGUGUUCGGCAGCUGCGUCUGCCACGGCUUUAGCUCUGUGCCAACAACAUUCCACGUAUUCAGAUCCAAGUAAACUGAUUCUGAUUGUACAAAAGCAAGACUGCAUAGCUCAGCGUAUGCCUUAAUGUUAAUCUUUGGUGUUUCCCCACCCCCUAUUCCCUUUCUGUCUUCAGAAAGUAGAGUACUGUAUUUGACAAAGUAGACACUGCCACAAGAGAGUAUUCACCUCUAUGGAAGGAUAGGCUUAACAAAACAAAACAAAGUUGUUGUUUUUAAAAAGAAGCAGCAGUAAUUCUCAUCUAAAAUAUGGGCAAGACCAAACAACUUCUCAAAAACUGGAAGGAGAUUUGAUUGUUUGCUUUUCUCUCUUGUGUGUCCCUUCUUUGACCGACUCGGGAGACCAUUGUGUGUUUAGUUCUAUAAACAUUUUAAAAGUUUAAGACUUUAUAUCAUUCCUCUGAAUCAUUAAACAUUUCAGCCUGAAACUGAAAUGAUGAAUACCAGUUCAGUUCUUUCUUAGCAAAGCGACUGUGAGGAAAUAAUGUUGGUUAUCUGCUUGCGUUUUCAAUAGUUGACUUUAACCGAUCUCUCCUUUCUCCCCUCCCCCACCCCCAUCCCCCCCAGAACUACUUUUUCCUAUCACCAGUGUUUUGACUGAAGAUGUUAAUUUUUUCCCAAUUGUGCAACUAUUUACAUUUUAUGUGUGCAUUGAUAAAAACCAUUCACAAA